Molecule: messenger RNA, 1305 nt
Organism: Pyrenophora tritici-repentis Pt-1C-BFP
Lineage: Eukaryota; Fungi; Ascomycota; Dothideomycetes; Pleosporales; Pleosporaceae
Product: Glyco-transf-90 domain containing protein
Source: RefSeq, a predicted model, not a curated record
AUGAUCCCCAAAGGGUACCGCUUUUCUUACUCACACCUCAUUUUUUACUUCUCUACCUUUGUAAUUGCGACGCAGUUAUGGUCGAUAUGGGGACAGUCUAAACACAGCCAUUAUCUGGACUUUGUACGCCAUGCACAUUUUCACCGGAAUUGGGAGUUCAACGCCGACAUACAUGCAAAUGUACACACGCUCAGCUCAGAGCAGUGCAAUAUUGCCUUUCCUGAGCUAUACCACAGCUUGGAUGAGUCGGUCAACUCCAGACAGGGAAGGAAGGUACACCCCAAGGAUAUUGAGAUCCUGUCGGGAAGAUGCAUGCUACGAGUUAUGAUAUAUCAGGGAGAGGUGUUCGUCACCGACGCUGGAAAGCCAGAGCAGUGCUAUGUCGUAAACGGAAACGAGCGAGAACGCAUUCUCGGAACUUUGGCACAGAUUGACCGCGCCGUCGUGACCGCCUCUACUUCCGACACUCCGAUCCCGAAUAUCGAAUUCGCCCUCUCGCUAGACGAUCUACCACGGCGGUCUAAGGAUAAAGGGACAUUCUUUGGCUACACGCGCAAGGAAGGCCCCGAGUACCGGGACAUCUGGAUGAUGCCAAACUACGCGUAUUGGAGUUGGAACUAUACCCAUGCGCCUAGUUGGAAUGCCAUCAGAAAGGAAAUCCAGCAGAAGGAGACAGAGGUGCCAUGGAGCAAGAAGGACCCAAGGGUGGUUUGGCGUGGAAAGGUCAAAAUGGCCAAGCUGAGGCAAGAGCUGAUCAAGGUCAGCAAGGGACAAAGCUGGAGUGACAUCAAGCCUGUAGUCAUCAAUAAUGCUAGCGACCCACAUAACAAAGAUGUAAUGAACCUACGCGAUUUCUGCGGAUACAAGUUCACGAUCCAAACCGAAGGAACCUCGUACUCUGGGCGCCUAAAAUACCUUCAACUAUGCCGCUCAGCUCUCAUAACGCACCCCUUGAAAUGGCAAGAGUUCCACACACACCUGAUGCGCCUCGCAGGACCAGACGUAAAUUACAUUGAAGCUUCAGAGAACUUUGGAAACCUCGAAUCGGCCAUGGAAUACUACCGUGAUCAUGAUGAAGAUGCGGAGCUGAUUGCUCGAAAUAGCUACGAAACAUUUACGAGGAGGUACCUGACGCCGGCCGCUGUGACGUGCUAUUGGAGACGGCUAUUUGUGUCCUGGAAGAGCGUGCAGGGGUACGAGCCGGUGCUGUACGAGCCUGACAAGACCGGAAAGAUGGUGAUGAGGGGAACACCCUGGACGGCGUUUGCGGCAAAUUGGCCUAAGGAUCCUUCUAUCAUCCCGUGA